Molecule: messenger RNA, 2092 nt
Organism: Setaria italica (foxtail millet)
Lineage: Eukaryota; Viridiplantae; Streptophyta; Magnoliopsida; Poales; Poaceae
Product: calmodulin-binding receptor-like cytoplasmic kinase 3
Exons: 7
Coding region: 123-1718 (531 amino acids)
Biological process (GO): protein phosphorylation
Molecular function (GO): protein kinase activity; ATP binding
Source: RefSeq, a predicted model, not a curated record
GGGGGGGGGGGGCGAGCUGAUGAGACAUCAAACUUGGACUCCGAUUCUUGGCUUAAUUCGCUUCCCAUAGAUGAGAUCCUUGUGAGUUGUAAGGUCAAAUCCAUUCUCAGUAGUGAGCACCGAUGUCUCCUUCGGCUCUUCUACCUGCUCUCGCGGUUUUCCUCCUGUGCUGCUGGCCUCUAGCUCUCGCUUCCGUCGCUGAGACAGCCCUUUCGCGAGUUGCUUGCGGAGACGACCAAGUUGCCGUCUUGGAUGCCUCUGAUGGCCUCCUCAACCUGUCGGUCAAUGGGGUUCUGGUGCAGGACCGCGUUCUUGCCUGCCAGAAGCUCCGCUUGUACUUUGGGAGUGGUUGCCUCCGCUGCGGCGAGGUGUCGGAUGGGUGGAGGGGUGCGGUUAAGCAAUACUGUGGUGAAGGGAGCGAAUCCAGCCAGGCAACUUCGCAUCAAAAUGUACCAAGGAAGCUCUUGAGGCGGCCCACAGAAAAUGGCUCAAGAAAUAAUUCUGGCCCAUGUGGAAGCUUGGGUUUGCAUGAAAAUAAUCAGGACAACGGUGAUUCUUCAGAAAACGAUGAUCACUUCCUGGCCAUGCCUGGUGUGAUUCUCCUAUGCUGUGGUCUCAUGCUUCCAUGCUUCCAUGCUGAAAGAAAAGAAGCCAGCAGGCAUGAUACUGCAACUAUUCAGCGCAAUGCAAUUGAAUCAGUUUCGUCUUAUGAAGUAAGCAUGUCGUCUGAGAAAGUCCCACCAACUCCGCAUCGGAUACCUCCAAGUCCUUCUAGAUUUGCACCAUCUCCGCAAGUAGCUAGAGUUGGAUCUGUCAACUUAAGCAUUCAGCAGAUCCUCAGGGCAACUCAGAACUUCUCACCAUCAUUUAAGUUAGGUGAAGGAGGAUUUGGGAUGGUCUACAGGGCUGUAUUGCCAGAUGGAACCGUUGUUGCAGUCAAGAGGGCUAAAAAGGAUCAAUUUGCAGGUCCUAGGGACGAGUUUAGCAAUGAAGUAGACUUGCUUGCUAAGAUAGACCACCGAAAUUUGGUGAGGUUACUGGGUUUUACUGAUAAAGGAAAUGAGCGUAUUAUCAUCACAGAAUAUGUUCCAAAUGGCACUCUAAGAGAACAUCUAGAUGGUCAACAUGGCAGGGUCCUGGAUUUUAAUCAGCGCCUAGAAAUUGCAAUCGAUGUCGCUCAUGCACUUACUUAUCUCCAUCUGUAUGCAGAGAAGACGAUAAUUCAUCGUGAUGUGAAGUCAUCAAAUAUCCUACUAACGGAUAGCUAUCGUGCGAAGGUGUCUGACUUUGGAUUUGCAAGAAGUGGCCCUAGUGACACGGAGAAGACACACAUAUCAACAAAAGUGAAAGGCACCGCUGGUUACCUGGAUCCUGAAUACCUGAGAACAUACCAGCUAACUCCAAAGAGUGAUGUCUUCUCCUUCGGCAUAUUGCUUGUGGAAAUUCUUUCUGCUCGCCGACCUGUAGAGCUGAAGCGAACCCCUGAAGAGAGGAUCACUAUCAGAUGGACUUUCAAGAAAUUUAAUGAAGGCAACAUGAGAGAGAUAUUGGACCCGUUGCUGGAAGAUCACGUGGAUGAUGAGGUGCUUGAGAAGCUCCUUAGCUUGGCGUUCCAAUGUGCUGCUCCGACGCGGGAUGACCGACCAACCAUGAAGGAAGUUGGGGAGCAGCUGUGGGAAAUCAGGAAAGAGUACGGAAAGAGCAUCAGGAAGGUGUGAAGAUCAUGGGCAACUUUACCUGUUUCUAGCUUCCCUUCAACCACAAGCCGAAUCAUGCUUAUUCAUUGCCCGUGACAUGUUUCUGACCUGACAGAUGUGGUCUGAACAAUGUACAGAUUUGAUACCACCAGCACCAAUUUGUAUCUCCUUGUCUAUCGGUUUGCGAUGUACUUUUCCUUGGAGUUACAGUUCUUUCAGUGAAUGUGUAUUUUGGGAGUCCUCACAUUUCUUGAUUCCCAUUGUUUUGGUAUUCUGAUGCAUGUAACCACACAACUGAAAAUGGUUUACCUAAGUACAGUACAUGGAGGAAUUGUGUAGUUACGGCCUUACGGCAGAAACUAAAUGAAUGUGUAUGAAGCAUUGUUUAAAAGGUA